Messenger RNA from Grus americana (Whooping crane), 3718 nucleotides. It is a transcript of the gene DTX2, whose product is annotated as deltex E3 ubiquitin ligase 2. Gene Ontology annotation, biological process: protein ubiquitination; Notch signaling pathway. Bases 1711 to 3588 code for a protein of 625 amino acids. NCBI's taxonomy places the organism in Eukaryota, Metazoa, Chordata, Aves, Gruiformes, Gruidae. Gene Ontology annotation, molecular function: ubiquitin protein ligase activity; zinc ion binding. Gene Ontology annotation, cellular component: nucleoplasm. The record is from RefSeq and is a predicted model, not a curated record. The transcript is spliced from 11 exons.
UGAAUUUCUCAGCUUUUAAUAUUUACGUGCUGCUGAAUUCACAGAGAGGGAAAAGGAACUGCAACUUCAGGCAUUUUCUUUCUCUUGUUUGCCUUAACUCAGGGAUUUGUGUAAUUUUGGCUUACUGAAGCUCUCCCGCAUUCCUCGCUUCUCAAUCCGUGCAAACAGCUGCUGGCUUGAGCAGUGUUCAGCAGCGAGAACUGGCAGGAGGCUGAAAUACGCCCCUUGCUCCUCCUUUGGACCAGCGGUCCCAGAGCAGGAAAUAUUUUUCUGUUCUGAUGCGGCAAUGAGUGUUGGAGCACGCGAUGCUCACGUGCAGCCAGUCCCGGUACCUUUGCGUGUGGUCCAGGAUUCAAAGCAUCACUGCCAUCCAAGGGGGUGAGCAAUCGGCUUUUGUCACCCAGCUGUUCUCAGCCAGUGUCCCAGCGAGUGGAAGGUGGUACGUGAAGGGAGUGGCUUUUCUUCUGGGAUGUUCUCUUUUUUCCAUUUCCUGCUGAUGUGUUUCAAAAAGGAAGGAAAACGAAUUGCCAACUCCCUCCAAACAGCCUCCCUCUGCUCUCCUGCUGUGCUUGUGGCUGUAGGAUGGGCAGGUGAAUAUUUGGUAGCAACAACUUUGGUGGAAAAAUGGUGUUGGUUCUGUAUUUGGGGUUCAGAGCACCUGAUGCAGGUGGGUAGGACAGAAAACCCUGCAGCCCUGCUUUGGUUCACGCUGGUCCGAGCUGAGCAUGGACAUGCUGGCGGUCCCCGAGGAGGAGAUGAGUUGGUCUGAAACCUGCCGUAAAAAGAACUGGCAGAGGCAGGUGUUGGGUUUGAUACCUUAAGUUUUAAUUUGCUGUUUUGAACAGUAAAAUAACUGUCCUUCAUGCAUUAGAGUAGAACAAAUUACAUCAAAAAGAUCUGUUGCAGAGACCAAGGUCUUCUGUGGAUGAUCUGGUGCGGUUUGUCACCAACAUCAGUCGAGCUGGGGGUGUUCUGUAAAAAUCUCAGAGCAGCUCAUAAACUAAUUUACAGUGAAUUCCUGGAGGAAGUGUUGUUUUCCUCUUAUAAAUGCAGACAUGUGGGUGUGUCUGUUCUUCGCUCGCUCUUUUUCUAUUUCUUUUUUAAGCUAGCAAGCCACAUGAGCAUGAUGGAUGGGACGCUCCACGGCGCGUGGGAUCUUCCCCCAUCCGGCAGGGAUGUCAUUCUCCGUGCAGAUGGCAUCCUCCAGUGGAAGCCACCCACUGCUGCUCUGCCUCUUGGGAGACAUGAACUUUUCCAUUUGAUGGGAAGGAAGCUCAUAGCUCCUUGCUCACUGCUGGGAGUUCAGCGAGCAAUGAAUGACACGAGACCUUAGGAGGGAGAAGGCACCUUUAUUUUAAAAAAUGAAUUUCGCUCGUUCACGGUCAUACCUACCUGCUCAGGAGCACCAACACGGGGAUCUCCAAGUGUCUGUCCAGCAUUUGGGCAUCAAGACACGUGUGUCCAGAUGGUCUGGACAGGAUUCCUUGCAAUGACACAGGAGACAAGAAACGUCAAAUACUAGACCUCUGGUGUCUCUUGGACAGCUUGGUGAUCAUGUGAUGGCUUUGGGUCGGCUUUUUUACAUCCCUUGGGGGCUAAGAGUGAUGGUGAUCUUUUGUCUCUCCUCUGUCCCCCAGAAGAAAAUGGUGUAAGGCCAGCCAGUGCAGCUCCCAGCUCCAAUCGUGGCGUGCCCAGACCUCAGGGAGGAACAUGGCAGCAGCUCAGGGAGCAGGAAGCAGUUCAGCUGGGCCAUCCGGACUUCCCGGUUCUGCCCCGGGGCACAGCAACAACUCCACGGCAGUGGCGGUGUGGGAAUGGCAGGAUGAAUUUGGCAGGUGGAGGCCAUACCGAGGGAACGUCUGCAGCUACAUUGAACAGGUUUUUCAGGCCUCUCAGCAGAAGGGCCGGCGUUCGGGGUCGGGGCUUGUCAGCAGCAUCCCUUUGGGACACGCAGAUCCUGUCUUGGCCCCCUAUGUCAUCGACAUCCCAAGCUUGACGCAGUUCCGGCAGGAUACAGGGACGAUGCGGGCUGUCCGCAGGCACCUCUUCCCUGGGGACUCCGCUGCCGGUCAGGGCAUUGUUUGGGAGUGGCAGAACGACGAAGGCGGGUGGUCCCCAUACGAGAUGAAUGUCUGCGUGUUUCUGGAGCAAGCCCGUGCCACAAACCACCAGCGAGUAGAUCUCGGACCCUUGGGCUACAACUACGAAGUUGACUUUGUGGCUCAAGUCCAGACCAACAAGACCACGAGGUUCCGCCGCAGCAUUCAGAGGCGCUUGGAUGCCCCGUACCCGGUGACGGCCUCCCCGGCACCCCUUCACGCAGGGCCGGCUUGUUCUUGCCAGCAGUGCUGGUUAAACAGCGGGACUGGUCCCAUCACCACGCGCUACCGCCACUCCAUGAUAAACUUUCCCAACUCUUCCACUACUCAUCAGGUUUCCGGUAGGACAGCGUCAGUAAGUUCUUCCAGCGUUGGCUUCGUGCCCUAUAACAAACCAGCUUUGUCUGGAGCAAGGUCAACAUCGAGACUCAAUGCACAAAGCACCUGGGCUUUGCCUCAAGCUGGGGCCACCAGCACAGGACUAUCUGCAUCUAACGGAGUCAGCACCCCAAACCUGACAGUCAAGAUGCCCAAACCCAGCAAAGUGAACCAGGCCCUGGCAGGCAUGACGGCUAUUCUGAUGUCAGCCGCUGGACUCCCCGUGCACCUCACCUGUGUGCCGCAAGCUGCCAGCACCCAUAAAGCCACUAAAAAACACAGCUCAGUUAAGGAGGGGAGGAAAGUGUCCAAGAAAGGUGGAGUCAUAACGUCACUUGUGCAAAUGUUUCCUUUCCUAGCCUGGUGGAAGAGCCUGGCAGACUCCGUGAUGGGCCUGAUGACGGCGACACCAACCGAGCCAGAAGCAGUGGUGAAGAAGUACCUGGAAGAGGUGAAGGGCUCUCCUGCUGAUGAGGACUGUAUCAUCUGCAUGGAGAAGCUGUCCUCCCCCUCAGGUUACAGCGACACAUGUGAGUGCAGCACAAUCAAGCCGGAGACAGUCGGUCGUCUGACAAACUGCCAGCAUUCCUUCCACAUGCUCUGCAUGCUGGCCAUGUACUCCAACGGGAACAAGGAUGGGAGUUUGCAGUGCCCCUCUUGUAAAACCAUCUACGGAGAGAAAACCGGUACUCAGCCCAAAGGGAAGAUGGAGGUCUCCACUUUUCCCCAGUCUCUCCCUGGACACAAGGACUGCGGGACAAUCCAGAUUGUGUAUCACAUCAGCAGAGGCAUCCAGGGCCCCGAGCACCCCAACCCUGGGAUGCCUUACACAGCAAGAGGUUUUCCUCGCUAUUGUUAUCUACCGGACAACGAGAAGGGCAGAAAGGUCCUGGAGCUCCUGAGGGUGGCCUGGAAGAGACGCCUGAUUUUCACAGUGGGCACCUCCAGCACCACCGGUGAGAGCAACACAGUGGUGUGGAACGAGAUCCACCACAAGACUGAGAUGGACACAAACCUGAGCGGCCACGGCUACCCUGACCCCAACUACCUGGACAAUGUGCUGGCGGAGCUGGCCGCGCAGGGCGUCACCGAGGACUGCCUGAGACAAUGAGCUGGGCUGGGGGCCCGGCUGCGCCGUGCACACCUCGGGGCACACCGAGUGCACUUAUUCCUGUUGCCUUAAGUUCCUGUGUCUGACUGCCUGUCACACUGAGCAAUAACACUGUACCGCGGGAGCCCUG